AUGUACGGCACCAGGCCAGAGCUGCCUUCCACCGGCAGAAGGAGACGGCUUCAACACAAGACGCUCGAAGAGUGUUCAGGAUCAGGCUCCCCCUCCAACCUGUUACCAAGCCAGAAGGUCUGGGUAGAGAGCGGCCUUUUUGCAUCCCCCGCCCCCCGUCCCCGGAUUCAGCCGACCCCCCCUCGCUUUGCUUUGUUUUUUUACCAGGCUUUGGCGCAUCAGGGGCUUCUCGACUCCCUCCUCCGGGGCGCUGCGGGUUCCCCUCGCUCUAGAUCCCAGGGAGCGCGGGUUCCCGCCGGACAAAGGACGCCCCGCCGCCCAUUGAACGCGCCGCGGCCGCUGCGGAUCCCCCGAUGCAAGCGCGCAGGUGGCAGCCAGCAGCGCCGCGCAUGUUGCUCCUCCAAGGGACUGCGCGAGCCCGGGCAAGGGCGAGCGCCGAGGGGAGGGCGGAGGAGAGGCGGCGCACCCGGCCUCGGCAGGCUCCCCUCGGGGAGGAAGAGCGCACGGAGCGCCGCCGCCGCCAGCCAUUCCCGUUCCUCCUCCGCGAUCCAGUCCGGGUUUUGCAGCCGGUCGCGCAAAAACGGGCGGCGCCUCCAGCGCGUGCGCACUGAGGCUCUGCCGUCGGCGGGGAAGCGGCGGAGGCCCCGAGUGGCCUUUGUGAGGGGAGAGGAGGAGGCCGGCGAGGGUUCGGGCCCCGCGUUCCCCAGCAUCCUUCCCGUUCCCCUUCCCUCCAGCUGGGCCUUCAGAGUUAGACUGGUGGGUUUCUCACCUCUUGAAUCCGUCACCAUGGACGAUUAUCUGUACUACAAAUACAGUCCCAACAACACCAACACUUACUUCUGUAAUAUUUGCAAAGUCUAUGGUGCAUCUGCCUUACACAUGCAGGCUCAUUUCCUUGGGGCCAGACAUAAGGCGGCGGAAGAAGCUUUGAAAGCUCAUGGCAUCGUUAAGCCUUUGAAUUCUUCAGCAGAACCAGAAAGUGUUCCAGUGGACAUUCAAGCUAUAACAGCUCCAGGAACAACUUUGGAGGAACAACUCAAUGCGUGUAAAGAUGCGGAACCUGCAAUCGGCCUCGAAUAUAUAACUGAAUAUCGGUCGGAGGAAAACCUGGCUUAUAAAUGUCACCUCUGCGGAUGCCUAACAGGUCUAACGCACAUGUUCGUGCACGUUUUGGGUGUUAAACACAGGCAAGCAUAUUUGAGAAAACAUCACCCUGAAAUGGGGAAGGUGAGAGGCCCUGCAGAACGGACCCGUGCAAAACGGAUCAAAAGCAGACUUAAAGCAUAUGCUAUGCAAGUUGAACAAGCCGAAGGAAGAAAGCAAAUAAAGAGUACAACGGAUCGUCCUAAUGAAAAAGAUGACAUAUGUUCAGUGGACGUUGCAGACUCUUCCAUCACUUGGUUUACCUCAGAUGAUGCUGAGGAAAAAAAGAAAGAAGAUAUGAAACCAGUGGCAAAAGAAGCUGCUAAGUGUGAUAAUAGUGACAAGUCGGGAGAUGGAAAGGAGUCAGAGCAGAGCACUGUGCAGCUAUUAGAUGUAUUUGACAGUGACUCCGAUUCUGAAGAAUUUAUGAGCAACUACGCACUACUAAGAUAUUUGAAAAGCUUUGAAUUCGUGGAUGAGGACAAUGCUGCAUUCAUCCUGCAGGUUACUCAGAAACUCACCCGAGCGCUGGUUGUGUAUCGUGGGAAACUUUCCGAGAAAAACAACAUUCCUGAGCAAAAUCAGAACGUUUCUGAGCUAAGAGCCGACGUUUCUGAGCAAAAUCAGAAUGCUCCUAUGCAAAAACCGGACGUUCCCAAGCAAAAUCAGAGUGCUCCUAUGCAAAAACCGAACGUUUUCAAGCAAAAUCAGAAGGUUUCUUAUCAGAAUCAGAAGAUUUCUAAGCAGAAUCAGAAGGUGUCUAAGCUAAAACAGCAUGCAGAUUCUGCUGACCAUUCAAAGCAGAAGACAUCGUCGGGCGCUGCUGGACCUCCUAACGACGAUUUUUCACAAUGGGAUCUGCCUAUUGAACAAUCCUUUGAACAUAUGGAAACAAAUCCCAUUGUUAAGAUACCAGCUAAGCGAAAAGCACCAGAGCCAAACCCGGAUCCUUCAGAAGACAAGGUUAAAACUUGUAAACUUGAGGCUUCGUUGCCCACAUCUCAACAGAAACCUAGUGAACAAGACUCUUGUGAUGCUAAAGGGCCAGGUGAGCGUCGGGGGCCACGUGACUCUGAAAGCCGAGGUGAGUCUCGGAAGCCACGUGCUGCUCCUGGUGCUGCCAGGCGUCCGGAUGCAGCCAAAGACCCGCGUGCUCAGCCCCCUCAAAGGCAGAGGUUUGCUCAGAGGCGAGAUGCCAUCUCUUGCAGCCCUAAAAGGCGAGAUGUCCCGUCUUUGCGUCAGAAUCGGUCCGGUGUAUCUCCUCCUGUGCCAUUACGGUCCGAACAUGAUGAUGGAAAAUAUGUCAGCAGUAGAAGAAAGAUGGAUAUUGAGGAAGUUGAAAUCUGGGCGCCUGACCCUGCAUUCAGUGUUCCUCUAGGGCCACUCAAGACAGUAUGGAUCAUUGGCCACAGCGUCGUUCACAAGGCUGGGGCCUACGCAGCUGCCUCUGGCUGGGGGAGAGUCUUGGGGCUCGACAAUCGCAUAAAGAUCACAUGGAUGGGACAGAGAGAGAUGCUGUGGGACGUUCUUCUACCAACCAUAUCCUCCAAGGUCUCCUGCUUUGGUGCCCCGGAUGCCAUCGUCAUCCAGCUGGGUGAAGACGACCUCGUAGGUCGAAAAGGGGUCAAACUGACUAUUGCCAUGACGGCCGACAUACAGACCAUCAAAUCCAGGCUCCCAGAUACGCGACUCUUCUGGUCAGACCUUCUGGAGCGGCGCAAAUGGAGCGGGGAUGAAGCACCAGAGAAGAUUGACCUUGCUAGGAGGAAAGUUAGCGCUGUGGCAGGGCAGGUCAUCGAAGAGACUGGUGGUGUUGUUAUCUACCACCCCGACAUUAGCUUCAGGCUGAAGGCCCUCUUUAGGGCUGACGGUGUCAAUCUCUCGGACUGGGGUCUGGAUCUCUGGCUUUAUAGCAUUCGCGACGCAUUGCUUUGUUGGCUGCAAUCGUAGGUAGGAGCAGGUUAAGAAUGGACAUCCAAAUCGUGAUCAAGAUUCAAUCGAGAGUGGGACCCUGAAACCAAAGAAAACCAUCAGCACAAGUUGAAGAAAACACCGUUUUGUGGUUCUUUUUUGAGAUGCAUUCCAAGUUGGACUUUUGUUUUUUUCCGGUUUUAGAUUUGAUUGCUUUUCUGAAUAACAGCAUCGAACCCAAAAUUAA
Messenger RNA from Sphaerodactylus townsendi, 3301 nucleotides. RefSeq lists its product as uncharacterized. Lineage: Eukaryota; Metazoa; Chordata; Lepidosauria; Squamata; Sphaerodactylidae. Gene Ontology annotation, cellular component: precatalytic spliceosome. The coding region runs from base 1 to 3093 and encodes 1030 amino acids. The record is from RefSeq and is a predicted model, not a curated record. The transcript is spliced from 21 exons. Gene Ontology annotation, molecular function: single-stranded RNA binding; double-stranded RNA binding.